This is a messenger RNA of Fundulus heteroclitus (mummichog), 10477 nucleotides long. It is a transcript of the gene cacna1ia, whose product is annotated as calcium voltage-gated channel subunit alpha1 Ia. Gene Ontology annotation, cellular component: neuron projection; plasma membrane; voltage-gated sodium channel complex. Gene Ontology annotation, biological process: calcium ion transmembrane transport; positive regulation of calcium ion-dependent exocytosis; calcium ion import. Gene Ontology annotation, molecular function: voltage-gated sodium channel activity; low voltage-gated calcium channel activity. Lineage: Eukaryota; Metazoa; Chordata; Actinopteri; Cyprinodontiformes; Fundulidae. The transcript is spliced from 37 exons. The record is from RefSeq and is a predicted model, not a curated record. Bases 948 to 8033 code for a protein of 2361 amino acids.
GCGUGACAUAACAUGUAAACACGAAGUUCUCUCAUAUUACACACUUGUCAGUGGAAAUGAGUUUUAUGCAACCAGAUGUUCACCGAGUCUUUGCCGAGAUAUUUCGGCUGCAUGCGGUGCCGGUGCUCCCCUCCGACGCUUGCUCCACUGGGAGGGAGUCUGGAGGCAUGAUGGAGUGACGGCGUUACUCUCUCGGAAAUUAUAAUUCUUCAGCCAGCGGGGGAAUUAACUGUUGCUGUUUUUAUACAUUUUUUUUUUUUUUUUUUUUUGUUAACUGACACGCCUUGUUUUUUGGGGGAUAGCGCGUCUGGAAAUGCCAAGUUGACCAGCGAGAUAGAUGUCAGAACGAAAUGGGAUAGAAAAGGAAAAAAAAUGUGCAACAUUUCUUCGGAGAUCAACGAACUACAAAGGUUUUUGUCAGAGAAUGCCGGGUUUAAUAUUUCCCUCUUCUUCUACACAGUUUUUUUUUUCGCGGCGUGCCCAGUCAACGUGAUCAUGAUGGAAAGAAGUGUUCCCAAAUUCCUCUGCGCAUACGGCUUAAAGUGCAACUCUGAUUAUUGUUUUUUUAUCUCAAAUUCAGUGGCUCCAUUUAGGUGAUUUUAAAUAAAAAGUUGGCUGACUUAAUUUUAUUUAUUUAUUUAUUUUUUUUGGAUCGGCUCAAUGAGAAUUAGAGUUUCAGCGCGCACCAGACAGUCGCCAAAGGCUUAAACGCAGAACCCACAUUUUCCACCGGGGGGAACCGGGCUUUGUACUGCAGCGACGUCCUUACUGUUCUCCUCGCCGAAAUGCUUCUGGGUGCACCGAUUCCGUAAAGAAGCGAUUGGAUACUGCUCCUUCAUGGUGUUCAACAGCCAGGUGCACCGGGGGAGGCAAUAUCUGCGCUAUUUUGAGCAGUAAAUGCUGGACACACCUUUUUGAAUGUCCGUCAAGACUUCAGCUGGGGUACCAUGACAAGUGAGGAGUGUCCUGUGCCCCUGAGGAGAAUCUCCUCAGCAGGGCCAGGGCAGAGCGAGGAAUACUGCUCGGCGCACCCUGACGACAUCAUCGAGGAAGUAGGUCCAGGCGAUGACGACAUCAGCAUCGGCAGUGACUUGAGCACUCUCGUGUUGCCCUUCCCUGAGCUGGCGCCCGUGGUCUUCUUCUGCCUCAAGCAGACCACCUGUCCUCGCAACUGGUGUAUUCGCAUGGUGUCCAGCCCGUGGUUCGAGAGGAUUAGCAUCAUGGUGAUCCUGCUCAACUGUGUGACGCUUGGCAUGUACCAGCCCUGCGAGAACAUUGACUGCACCUCCGACCGCUGUCAGAUACUCCAGGCAUUUGAUGCAUUUAUCUACAUCUUCUUUGCAUUGGAGAUGGUUGUAAAGAUGGUGGCUCUGGGGAUCUUCGGCCGUCGUUGCUACCUGGGGGAUACCUGGAACAGGCUCGACUUCUUCAUCGUCAUGGCUGGGAUGGUGGAGUACUCGCUGGACCUACAAAACAUCAACCUGUCAGCCAUUCGAACAGUUCGGGUUCUUCGACCACUGAAGGCCAUCAACAGAGUUCCAAGUAUGCGCAUCCUGGUGAACCUGCUGCUAGACACUCUACCCAUGCUGGGCAAUGUGCUGCUUCUCUGCUUCUUCGUCUUUUUCAUCUUUGGCAUCAUCGGCGUACAGUUAUGGGCGGGGCUCCUGAGGAACCGAUGCUACACUGAGGAGAACUUCACCAUACCUUCAGGUAUGACGCUGCCAGCUCCCUACUAUCGGCACGAGGAGGACGAUGAGCGGCCCUUCAUCUGCUCCCUGGCUUCCGAUAAUGGCAUUAUGUCAUGCACUGAUGUGCCAGCAAGGCGGGAAGGAGGACGCAUAUGUUGUCUGGAUAAGGAAGACGCUCUGCACAGGCAGUCUUUGGGUUUAAGUCCUGAGCCACUAUCUAAUGGCAGUGCUGGUGAAGCUCUGGGUCUGUGCAUCAAUUGGAACCAAUAUUAUACUCGGUGCCAUACUGGAAAUAGUAACCCCCACAAGGGAGCAAUCAACUUUGACAACAUUGUGUAUGCCUGGAUUGUCAUUUUUCAGGUGAUAACAUUGGAGGGCUGGGUUGAGAUCAUGUAUUAUGUGAUGGAUGCACACUCCUUUUACAACUUCAUCUACUUCAUCCUACUCAUCAUUAUUGGUUCAUUCUUCAUGAUCAACCUGUGCCUGGUGGUCAUCGCCACCCAGUUCUCAGAGACCAAACAGCGGGAGCACCAGCUGAUGCAGGAGCAAAGAGCGCAGUGCCUGUCCUCCUCCACCUUAGCUAGCAUGGCUGAGCCAGGAGACUGCUACGAGGAGAUCUUCCAGCUGGUCUGCCACGUCCUUCGCAAGGCCAAGAGGAGAUCGACAGCUCUCUACUACACUCUGAGAGGCAAACCCGCUCCGGCUAGUGCAGGCAGGGCCAACAGGCGAGGCGGAGGAAAUAUAAACGGAGAUCGACAUCAUGCGAGGCAUCAUAGAUCAUCCAAAUGUCCACAUCACAGCAAGCCAAACCAUGACUCCCAAGCUCAAGCUAACUCCAUCAGCCUGACUGUCCAGAAUCCUGAGGAGUGCCCUAUCUGCUUGAAAGAAGGUGCAAGGACUGCAGGACAUUUGGAAAAUGGGGAUGAAAAUGAAGAGGACGCUGUGAAGGAAACAGACAAAGAGGAGAACCACUUGGAGGAGAAGAAAGAUGGAGAGAAGAGGCGAAGGAAGACAUGCUUUAGAAGUUGUAGGGACCUUUGGAAGGAUAUGAGAAGGAAACUCUGGGGUAUUGUGGAGAGCAAGUACUUCAGCAGAGGCAUUAUGAUCGCAAUCCUUAUCAAUACUAUCAGCAUGGGCAUUGAGCACCACAACCAGCCUGAUGAGCUGACCAAUGUCCUGGAAAUCUGUAACAUUGUUUUCACCAGCAUGUUUACCCUGGAGAUGAUCCUGAAGCUCACAGCUUUUGGCUUUUUUGAGUACUUGAGGAACCCAUACAACAUCUUCGAUGGGAUCAUUGUCAUUAUAAGUGUGUGUGAGAUCAUUGGCCAGGCAGAUGGUGGUCUGUCAGUGCUGAGGACGUUCAGGCUGCUGAGGGUCAUUAAGUUGGUGAGGUUCAUGCCUGCGUUGAGGCGGCAGCUUGUGGUUCUGAUGAAGACGAUGGACAAUGUGGCUACCUUCUGUAUGCUGCUCAUGCUCUUCAUCUUCAUCUUCAGUAUUUUGGGAAUGCACAUAUUUGGCUGUAAGUUCAGUUUGAAGACAGAGGCAGGAGACACAGUUCCUGACAGGAAGAACUUUGACUCCUUGCUUUGGGCCAUCGUCACUGUGUUUCAGAUUCUUACUCAGGAGGACUGGAACAUGGUGCUUUACAACGGCAUGGCAUCCACAUCUCCCUUUGCGGCUCUUUAUUUUGUUGCCCUUAUGACCUUUGGAAACUAUGUGCUGUUUAAUUUACUUGUUGCCAUCCUGGUUGAAGGUUUCCAAGCAGAGGGUGAUGCAAACCGCUCCUAUUCGGAUGAUGACAGGUCUUCCUGUAAUUUUGACGAAAAUGAAAAGCAAAAAGAUUCCCCGCGCCUCUCAGACCCAAAGAUCUGUACCCUGACCCCUAAUGGACACCUGGACAUGUCAUUGUUGCCCGCUGGUCUGUUUCCAGGAGAGAGGUUGACCUUUGCACUUGGCUCCAGAAAGAACAGUGUUAUUUCUCUCGGGAGAGCCGACCUGGAGAAGAGGGCUGUGUAUACAGGUCGAGGUUACCACAACUGGGGCCGCCCACUGCCUCCCCAGCCUCACCCCUUGUGGGCCCGUCGAUCCAGCUGGAGCAGCCUUGGGGGCCGACCCUGCUCCUCCUCAUCUCCCUCUGCUAGCCCUGCUUUCACGCCCACUUCUGCAAGGCCCUUCUAUGGCUGCGGUUUGGGGGGUCUAGGAGGGGUGGUUGGAGGAAGCCUUCGUAUCCGUGGUCCCCGUGCCUCCUCAUCUCCCCACCAUCACCAUCAUAUCCAAACAGAAGAAGAGGAGUCCCUUCUCUCUCCUCCUGCCACUGCUCCCCAUUGUCUUCAGCUUCCUCAUCCAAAGCUCCACGACUACUUUGCAGCUCGAAGGGACCGCAGAGCCCUCUCUCUAGAGCUCCCCCACACGCUGCAGUGUUCAGCGGAGACUCCACAACAACACUACGCUCUCCCUCCCGUGAACCUCCACGCUCACCACAGGAAGAAGAGCCUCUCUGGAGGGCUUGUGAUCAGCACCAGUGGGGACUUGGAGGGAAUCCACCAGGACUGUAACGGGAAGACCCUACUGUCGCACCUGCUUCUUCCGCCCUCAAGGCGGUCGAUGGAGCCGGGCGGCGGGACGAACCCCCAGAGCCACCUGAUGACGGCCGUCUUCCCCCAGGUCAACACACGCAGCAAGGACAGGGAGGACCUGGAUGAUGACAUUGAAUAUAGCUUAUGCUUCCGAAUCCAGAAGAUGUUGGAAGCAUACAGACCAGACUGGUGUGAGACGAGGGAAGACUGGUCCAUCUUCCUUUUUUCACCACAGAACAAGUUCAGACAGAUGUGCCAGUCCAUCAUCGCCCAUAAGUUGUUUGACUAUGUCGUUUUGGCCUUUAUCUUCUCCAACUGCAUCACAGUGGCUCUUGAAAGGCCAAAGAUACUUCAGGGCAGCUUGGAAAGAGUCUUUCUCACCAUUUCCAACUACAUUUUUACUGCCAUCUUUGUGGGCGAGAUGACUCUCAAGGUGGUUUCCAUGGGACUGUAUAUGGGCGAGCAGGCUUAUCUGCGGAGCAGCUGGAACAUUCUGGAUGGAUUCCUGGUUUUUGUGUCGUUGAUUGAUAUUGUAGUGUCCAUGGCGGGAGGAGCGAAAAUCUUGGGUGUGCUCAGAGUACUUAGACUGCUCCGAACGUUGCGUCCACUCAGAGUAAUUAGCAGAGCUCCAGGAUUAAAGCUGGUGGUGGAGACUCUCAUCACUUCCCUCAAACCAAUCGGCAACAUUGUGCUCAUCUGUUGUGCAUUCUUUAUCAUCUUUGGCAUCCUUGGAGUACAGCUUUUUAAGGGCAAAUUUUUCUACUGUCUCGGCCCCGAUGUCAAAAACAUCACCAACAAGUCUGAUUGUCUGCAAGCAAACUACAAGUGGGUCCACCAUAAGUACAACUUUGAUAACUUAGGACAGGCUCUGAUGUCCCUGUUCGUACUUGCCUCCAAAGACGGCUGGGUAAAUAUCAUGUACCACGGACUGGAUGCAGUGGGUGUUGACCAACAGCCGAUAACCAACAACAACCCGUGGAUGCUUCUUUAUUUCAUCUCCUUCCUCCUCAUCGUCAGCUUCUUUGUCCUCAACAUGUUCGUUGGCGUGGUGGUGGAAAACUUCCACAAGUGUCGCCAGCAUCAGGAGGUGGAGGAGGCCAAGAGGCGCGAGGAGAAGCGACAACGGCGGAUGGAAAAAAAGAGGAGGAAAGCUCAGAAGCUGCCUUACUAUGCCAGCUACGGGAACGUGCGCCUGAUGAUCCACACGCUCUGCACAAACCACUACCUGGACCUCAUCAUCACCUUCAUCAUCUGUAUAAAUGUCAUCACGAUGUCAUUGGAGCACUAUAAUCAACCCCGAUCCCUGGACCUUGCCCUCAAGUACUGCAACUAUUUCUUUACAUCCACAUUUGUGCUGGAGGCCAUUCUCAAGCUCAUCGCCUUUGGAUUCCGGCGCUUCUUCAAAGACAGGUGGAACCAACUGGACCUAGCCAUUGUUCUCCUGUCAGUAAUGGGCAUCACUUUGGAAGAGAUUGAGAUCAGUGCCGCCCUGCCCAUCAACCCCACCAUCAUCAGAAUCAUGAGGGUUCUGAGGAUAGCACGAGUACUGAAGCUGCUGAAGAUGGCGACCGGUAUGAGAGCCUUGUUGGAUACAGUUGUUCAAGCCCUGCCUCAGGUGGGUAACCUGGGCCUGCUCUUCAUGCUGCUGUUUUUCAUCUACGCCGCCUUAGGAGUAGAGCUUUUUGGAGAACUUGUUUGCAAUGAAGACUAUCCAUGUGAAGGUAUGAGUCGUCACGCUACCUUUGAAAACUUUGGCAUGGCCUUCCUUACCUUGUUUCAAGUCUCCACGGGCGACAACUGGAACGGCAUCAUGAAGGACACAUUGCGGGAGUGCCCACCAGACCAUAACACCGAUGUGGACUAUGCCUGCAAUCCGAGCCUUCAGUUUAUCUCGCCCAUGUAUUUUGUCUCCUUUGUGCUCACCGCCCAGUUUGUGCUCAUCAAUGUGGUGGUGGCCGUGCUGAUGAAGCACCUGGACGACUCCAACAAGGAGGCCCAAGAGGAGGCGGAGAUGGAUGCAGAAAUUGAGCUGGAGCUGGCCCAGGGCACCCUCUGUUGCAUGGGCGCCCCCAGUUGUGGGGGUGGGGGGGUUGACAAAGGACUCUUGGCUGUUGGAUCAGGGCUUGGAGCUGCGCCAGGGAGAAGGGAGAGGGGAGGAGGUGGCAGAGGAGAGACUGGAGAAGGAGUGAGGAAGUUGCGACAAUCUGUAACGCACCAGGCGCCUUACAACUCCUGCGACUCCCCCCAUUCAUAUUCGCCAGCACAAGAGAGCCAGUGGUUGGACAGCGUAUCUCUCCUAAUCAAGGAUACAAUAGAUGGGGAGAUGCUGAUGAUCGACAACCUCUCCGGCUCCGUCUUCCACCAUUACUCCUCUCCGCCUGUCUGCAAAGACUGCAAGGGCCACUCGCAAGAGCAGAUCAGAAUGGCUGAGAUUGAGCAGGCAUCACUGAAGUCGGAGCCACUCUCAGAUAAGUCCUCAUCCCCUGCUCUUCCCGAUGACCUGAGCCUGGACGAACACACCAGCUAUCAGCUGCUGAUGCAAGAAGGAAAGGGAACUAGGUGCAGCAGUGGCUCCCAUGACUCUGAGGAAGGCAGUGGCGGAAGAGGAGGAGGAGGAGUAGGAGAAGGAGGAGGAGGAGGAGGCCAUGGAGGAGAUCAUCAGACUGAGGAACAAGGUCAGGGGCAGGGGGCGUCCCUGCAAUGCAGGGUUUCCAGCACAGGCACAGAGACAAAGACUACGCUGCAAGAGAUGGAAAUGCAAACAUACCAAACAAAGAUGUGCUCACCUGUCUGCUCCCCUGGUGGGAUUUCCAGCAUCAGCAGCAAGGAAAGAGGCAAAGGAGAUGAGGAAAAGGGAGCCAGUGGCAUUUCUACCCUCUUUCAUCUGCCUGCUGAGUUUUUCCACUCUGCAGGAGCAGCCAUCCCAGUACCUUCUCGCAGUAGGAGUCUGCAUUUGUCAAGAGGUCUCAGGCUGACCUCCCCAGCCUCUUGGGUCUCAUUCCGCUCUCCUGGAGCCCCUCGAAAGAGGCUCUGUGCACAGUACCCAUCCCACAGUGAUUCAUCCCUUGCCACUGGGAGCUCCGAAGGCAGCCUUCAGACAACCCUGGAAGAAGGACUUAGCUUCAGUGUUUCUCCACCCCAGAACCUGGAAUUGCCAAUCCCAACAGCUUCCUUAUCACCCAUGUGCCAUAUCUCGCAGCCUGAAGAUAGAAUUGCUAUUUCCUCUCCAGUUCAGGCCAUAAAGCCAAGGGCGAACCCUCCAUCUGCUGUAACACUUCUGGCCACCAGGGGUCACCAACGGAGCCAGAGCAGUGGACGAGGCAGCACAAGCCCCGGCUAUAAUCGUGAUGACUCCAUUGACCCCUCAGACGAAGACUUGGGCAUAGGCAUUGGCUCGUCUAUCGGUGGUUGUGGCUCUAGCCAAGCAGGCAACAGUGAACACUUAUCAGAGGCGCUCAGCAGUGUGUCAUUGACAUCCUUGCUGCCGCCUAGCACUAUCCUAUGCCCUGGAGGUAAAGUAAAGAAGUGCAACAGCACAGGUAGCCUUGACAAAGGGGGUCUUCUGCUGUCUUCCCGGUGCAGGGAGGGCCGCAGGGAAAUUAUGGGCCUGGAGCUAAUGGACCCCCAGGUUUUUCUGGCCAACCCCUGGACAGGAGUAUUAGCUGAUAGCAGAGGAGGAGGGACUGGAGUAAUAGAAGAUACAGAGCACAGUUUGAAAGGGAAGAGCUCAAGCCAAACAACAGUCGGGUCUUGUCGAAAAAACAGAUGAAACCUACUGUUUAGUCGCCGUCUAUUGUCCAUUUCUUGGAACUAAAACCCAUUACUGUUCCUCUCACUCUCUGCUCCGUCAGUGAGACAGAGGUCUGGUGAAACACGAUGCCCGGUAUUUCAACACCAAACCCUCAUCUUGUCCCCUCAAACUCUUUAUAUACAUUUUUGACAAGUCCUGUAUGUGCCAUCUAGGGUACCGGUCUUGUUUCUGGUUAAUGGUGCCGAAUUGGCUGAUGGAGUCAAAGUGCAUUGGCAGAGGAGUGGCCCCUCUACUGUCUCAGUAGACGUAGUCCUACAGGAUCCGAUAGAAGGUUGUGAUCACACUGAAAAACAUAAAAGUUUGCUUAUAAAAGGAAGUCAGUGGAGGCAGAUGGUAAGGAACUAAAACUCCUGAGAUGCAACAGCGAGUCACAUUGCUCUGAAGCAGUUUCCUCCUCUCUCUAAAUGGGUUUAGUUUAAUGGGAUUGAAUAGAGGCAAAAUGGAAGUAAACCCAACUGUCAAUGCCAAGAGAGCCUGUUUUGAAAUUGUUUAUGCCUAAAAGACAGAGCUAAAUGAAAUUUUGUGGAGGACCUAACGAGAUAGAAUACAUGAAGGUGUAAAGAAGACUGGGAAAGGAGAGAGCAGAUGUAAUCCCUUUCGAGGCAGACCUUCGGCUAUGAUCAGAGUUAAGCGUGAGGAGGAAGGAGAGUUCAGUGUAGUUUUCUCCCAGUCUAUGUAUGUGUGUCCAAGCACUGCCUCAGGUCUCCAAGGCCUGAACUAAAUCAUUCUCAUCAUCGGCUGUACCACAGCUCAGUGUUUCUGAAACCUGAAUAUAGGUAUUGACAUUGUGUGUCUGUCAACUUGGUCGUCAUUGGCAGCGGAAAAUGGAAAUAAAUUGAGGGACGAUGGAGGUAUAACUGUGCAUGGAGUGAUUCGUGAAAUUGGUUAUUUUUCAUUCGAUCUCCAGCAUCUCUCAAUCAUAAACGUGGCAAAAUAAGUGUGACAGAGAGGUGGGGUGAAAGGAACUCGAAAUCCUGUCAGGGAGCACAUAAGUGUGUGCGUGGAGCGACUUUUGGCGCACUGAAAUACAGCUCAAAAGUGCACUCCUUUUGACUGCACUCUGUCCCACCAUCUUCAAGGAUUCUACAUGAAAGGACACUGUUGCAAAGAACCUCGACUGCAUGAUGGGAUUGCAUUUAACCAUGAUUUUUUUUUUCUAUCUAUAUACAGAUGUAUAUUAAGAUUUCAGUGUUGGGUGAUAACCAUGUGAUUCCUAUUCCACUAUUUUUGUAGAAAAGAGAAUAGGCACGUUUGCAUAUUGCCAUUAGUUUGUCCUUAUUGAAUCCCUGCAGUGUCUUUGACUUGUCUAGGACUUUUUGUCUGCUGGUGGCUUCCAAUUUUGUAACAUUUUUUUAAGUGAGGACAGUGCGGAGAAAAAAGAAACAACGACAAAGCAAAAAAAUUUCAAAGAAACUCGUGUGCUGAAGUAUUGUUCCCUGCACAUUUCUCUAUGGGAAUACUUGCUCCUCAAUGACUUUUGAGGGGGGUUUUUUUGUUUCGGUUUCCCAUAAGUUGGAGUGUGAUGACCAGCUGAAAUGGGAACAGCCAUAUUCACUCAACACUUGUGGACAGUCUAGCUCACAGACACGGCUGCAACGUUCUUUGCUCGUAGCCUCAUGACUGAAAUCCUCUGACAACAUAAACCAUCACUAUGAAAGCUUUAAUUUCAGAGUUACAUCACAACAUAUCGGUUAUGGGCACCCUAGUGCACCUUAAGCAUGGUUCUGGGACUGCAAAACAGUAUGCUAAUUCAUGACAUGAUACGUUGAUGCACUCAUCUUCCUCGUCUCAUUGUAGCAACCCUUUCUAAUUUUAGCAUUUUUAUUUUAAACAAAUGUGCAACGUUUUUUUUUUCCUCUUUUAAUGAAAACUUAUUUUGGUUUCUGCCAUUCGGAGAAUGACUCUCUCCUGAAGCCUGAUUUCUAGAGGUAGACUGUUGUUUUAAACAAUGACCUUACUUUGAAUUUUUCCCAAGAAAGAACAAAACGUGGAGGUGAUGUGAGGAAAAUCUGAGGCUUCAACCUCAUUUAUCAUGCAAAAUCACUAUGAUGACUAUGUUUUAUCAUAAGGAGUUUGAUUUCAAUGGGUGGGACAGUUAUAUGUGCGUGUGAGCGUGUGUGUGUGUGUGCGUGUGUAUGUGUGCAUGCAUGUAAAUAACUUCAGGUAAAGUGGUUUGCCUUUUCCUGAAGUGUCCUGUUUGUCAGUGAGGAGGAUACCUGUACUCUAAGAAUGAAGAUGAAAAGGCAAAGCAACCAAGGGCUGUUUUAGCUUCAAAGAUAUAUUGUCCUGUUAUAUCUUUUUAAGACGAAUCAUCGUCAAUGAACAUGGCAUCAAAGGUUAAGCCUGACAACACAGCAAUAAAUGUUCCAUGUAUGUUCCCUGAGUAAAUGAUGUCAAUGUGA